AUGUCGAAACCAUCGGGUUACGAUUCGCACAGCGAAGGACCGGGUUUCGUGGGCAUCAGAUUUUGCCAAGAAUGCAAUAACAUGUUGUAUCCCAAAGAAGACAAGGAAAACAAAAUCCUGCUCUACGCCUGCCGAAAUUGCGAUUACAAACAACACGCCGAUUCCAAAUGCAUUUACGUCAACAAAAUCAUGCACGAAAUCGACGAGCUUACUCACAUAGUAGCAGAUGUUAUAUCAGAUCCAACGCUGCCUAGGACCGAAGACCAUCAGUGUCCAGAAUGCAACCAUAGGGAAGCCGUAUUUUUCCAAGCACAAACGAGGCGAGCCGAAGAAGAAAUGAGACUGUAUUACGUUUGUACAAAUCCACAUUGUGCACAUAGAUGGACGGAAUAA
Molecule: messenger RNA, 393 nt
Organism: Phyllotreta striolata
Lineage: Eukaryota; Metazoa; Arthropoda; Insecta; Coleoptera; Chrysomelidae
Source: the annotation of a GenBank genome assembly